AUGACAAAAAGCUUUACACAAGGACUUAUACUUUUUUUUUUUUUUUUUUUUUUUUUUGGACUUAUUCUAAAAAAUAAAAAUAAAAAAAAAAAAAAAAAGAAAAAUAAUAAUAAUAAUAAUAAUAAUAAUAAUAAUAAUAAUAAUAAUAAUAAUAAUAAUAAUAAUAGUAAUAAUAAUAAUAAUAAUAAUAAUAGUAAUAAUAAUAAUAAUAAUAAUAAUAAUAAAAAUUAA
Molecule: messenger RNA, 231 nt
Organism: Dictyostelium discoideum AX4
Lineage: Eukaryota; Evosea; Eumycetozoa; Dictyosteliales; Dictyosteliaceae
Exons: 3
Coding region: 1-231 (76 amino acids)
Source: RefSeq, a predicted model, not a curated record